Messenger RNA from Vigna angularis (adzuki bean), 1593 nucleotides. RefSeq names its product protein RAE1. Gene Ontology annotation, molecular function: ubiquitin binding; RNA binding. NCBI's taxonomy places the organism in Eukaryota, Viridiplantae, Streptophyta, Magnoliopsida, Fabales, Fabaceae. Gene Ontology annotation, cellular component: nuclear pore. Bases 180 to 1271 code for a protein of 363 amino acids. The transcript has 12 exons. Gene Ontology annotation, biological process: transcription-dependent tethering of RNA polymerase II gene DNA at nuclear periphery; RNA export from nucleus. The record is from RefSeq and is a predicted model, not a curated record.
AACAAGCGAAGCUAAGCCUGUCCCUAAACGGUUUAGGUAAGCACAAUGCGCACAAUGCUAGUGUGAACCAUCUUCAUUGAACCCUAUGCACCGCAGCACCUUUGCUUUCAGUUCUAAUCUUUCACUCUCCUGUCCCACCCCUCAAUUUCUCUCUCCUUCCGUGUUAUACAUUCAUCACAAUGUCCACCUUCGGAGCCGCAAAUACCAAUCCCAACAAAUCCUUUGAGGUGGCCCAACCGCCCUCUGAUUCAAUUUCCAGUCUUUCAUUCAGUCCCAAGGCCAAUUUCCUCGUCGCAACUUCAUGGGAUAAUCAGGUUCGUUGUUGGGAGAUAACAAGGAAUGGGACUGUUGUCUCCAGUACUCCCAAGGCUUCCAUUUCUCAUGACCAGCCGGUUUUGUGUUCUGCUUGGAAGGAUGAUGGAACAACCGUUUUUUCUGGGGGCUGCGACAAGCAGGUCAAGAUGUGGCCACUUACUUCUGGUGGACAACCAAUGACUGUUGCCAUGCACGAUGCACCUGUGAAAGAUCUUGCCUGGAUACCGGAGAUGAAUCUUUUAGCUACUGGAAGCUGGGACAAGACCCUGAAGUAUUGGGAUACAAGGCAACCAAAUCCAGUGCAUACACAACAACUUCCUGAUCGGUGUUAUGCAAUAACAGUCAAACAUCCUCUGAUGGUUGUGGGAACUGCAGAUAGAAAUCUGAUUGUCUUCAACUUGCAAAAUCCUCAGACUGAAUACAAGAGAAUUGUAUCUCCACUGAAAUAUCAGACAAGAUGUGUUGCAGCUUUUCCAGAUCAACAAGGUUUUUUGGUUGGCUCAAUAGAAGGAAGGGUUGGAGUACAUCACCUGGAUGAUGCACAACAAACCAAGAAUUUUACUUUUAAAUGCCACAGAGAGAACAAUGAGAUAUAUUCAGUCAACUCCUUAAAUUUCCAUCCGAUACAUCACACUUUUGCUACUGCCGGAUCUGAUGGCGCUUUUAAUUUCUGGGACAAGGACAGUAAACAGAGGCUCAAGGCUAUGCAAAGAUGUAGUCAACCCAUACCUUGCAGUGCAUUCAAUAAUGAUGGUUCCAUAUUUGCUUAUGCGGUCACUAGACUUUCUCCUAGAAGCAUACCAUACAAAAGGUUUGUUAUGAUUGGAGCAAGGGUGCAGAAAAUCACAAUCCAGCUACAGCGAAGAACUACAUUUAUUUGCACUUACCACAGGAGUCUGAGGUUAAAGGUAAGCCACGAGCUGGAGCCACGGGAAGAAAGUGAAGUUUCAUGCUAAAGGGCCAUUUCGUUUUGGCACUCACGGUGAUUUAGUAGAACCAGCUAAACUGAGAAAAUUCAUACUUUGAUUUUUUUAAUCUGAAAUUUUCCUAGGAUAGCCCAUUUUUCUACCCUAUCGGUGUACUUUAUUAUGAUUUAGGUUAGGCAGUUUCAGAUGAAGCUGAUAUAUGUUUUACACUUUAUGGUAGAUAAGUUUUGUAGGAGGUUCAUUUCUCCAUCCCUUUGACAUCAUCCUCAAUGAGAACUGUAUUUUAAACUGUAUUUUGACGUGCAUUGCACAUAUUAUUUUCAAUUAUUAGGAAUUGCGUUUUAAUUUUUUU